AUGAGCAAUUUAGCUUGGAACAAUCCAGAGCAACCAGCCUACAGCCCAUUUUUUGGAUAUAUGGGAGCAGCAUCAGCUCAAAUUUUCACUGUAUUUGGAGCUGCUUAUGGCACAGCCAAAUCUGCGGUUGGCAUAUCAUCUAUGGGAGUUAUGAGGCCUGAACUAAUCAUGAAAUCUGUAAUACCUGUUAUUAUGGCUGGUAUCAUAGGCAUUUAUGGACUUGUAGUGGCAAUGGUACUGAAAGGAAGAGUCAAAUCUGCAAGCGAAGGUUAUAACCUCAACCAGGGUUUUGCUCAUCUGGCUGCAGGCCUAACAUGCGGCUUGUGUGGAUUAGGAGCUGGAUAUGCUAUCGGAAUUGUGGGUGAUGCAGGUGUGCGAGGAACUGCUCAGCAACCGAGACUUUUUGUUGGCAUGAUUUUAAUACUUAUUUUCUCUGAAGUUCUUGGCUUAUAUGGCAUGAUCGUGGCGCUGAUUCUGGGUAGUUCAUCAUAA
Messenger RNA from Thelazia callipaeda (thelaziosis nematode), 492 nucleotides. NCBI's taxonomy places the organism in Eukaryota, Metazoa, Nematoda, Chromadorea, Rhabditida, Thelaziidae. The record is from the annotation of a GenBank genome assembly.